AUGGCCAUCAUUGGGAUCACCAUGAAAUCAUUUCCUCUUCUUCUAAUUACCAUUUAUUUAGCUCUUGGAGUUGUUGCAAAUGGUGAGCCUAUGGGUAAGGCUUAUCCCAAUGGCUGGGAGCCAAUCGACCCUGAUGACUCCGUUCUCCUUGAGAUUGCAAGGUUCGCGCUGACAGAGCACAAUAAUGAAGACAAAGAUAGACUUGUGUUGAGUAGUGUGGUGAGUGGCGAGUUUCAGUUGGCGGAUUCUGGAUUUAACUAUCGGGUUAUUAUUGCGGCUAGUAAUGGUGGAGUCAUAGGGAAGUAUAUGGCUGUGGUAUGGGAGCAGUCCAAGGGUUGGGAUGGGUCUGCGGAGCUCGUAUCCUUCCAGCCUAUCCAGGCUUAA
Molecule: messenger RNA, 384 nt
Organism: Phoenix dactylifera (date palm)
Lineage: Eukaryota; Viridiplantae; Streptophyta; Magnoliopsida; Arecales; Arecaceae
Product: cysteine proteinase inhibitor 1-like
Molecular function (GO): cysteine-type endopeptidase inhibitor activity
Source: RefSeq, a predicted model, not a curated record